Molecule: messenger RNA, 1141 nt
Organism: Elaeis guineensis (African oil palm)
Lineage: Eukaryota; Viridiplantae; Streptophyta; Magnoliopsida; Arecales; Arecaceae
Product: reticulon-like protein B8
Biological process (GO): response to bacterium
Source: RefSeq, a predicted model, not a curated record
UACAGGCCGAAGGACUUCGAUUUGUCCGCCACACAUCGGGCGUAACCCUUCCAUCCGUCCUUUCCCUCACGCCACCCUCGUGCUCAGAAAAAUAUCGAGUUCUUUUAGACGUUUGAGGGCGACCGUUGGGCAUCCUCCCACCUCAUCUCUCAAUACUCCACUCUUCGAAGAUCCAAUCCCUCGUCCUCUCUCUCUGUCGGUUCUCUCCUCGCAAGGAAAAAUGUCUGAGCACCUGGAGAAUAAAGUUGAAAACGUCUUGAACAGCAUAGUGGAAAGCAUUGCCGACAAUGUGUCAAAGCAAAAAUCUGUGAGAUUUUCAGAACAGCAAAAUGCAGUCACCACCCAAAUGAAUAAACUAUUUGGACGUCAGAAGUCUGUUCAUAACAUUUUGGGUGGUGGAAAAUCUGCUGAUGUGUUGUUAUGGAGGAACAAGAAGAUAUCAUCAAGCGUCCUGACUGGUGCAACAGCUAUCUGGGUUCUCUUCGAAUGGCUUAAUUAUCACUUUUUAACUCUCUUAUGCCUUGCACUUGUUAUUGGAAUGCUUAUUCAGUUUCUCUGGUCCAAUGCUUCAGGCAUGUUAAGCAGGUCUCCAUCUGAAGUACCUCGCCUCGUUUUGCCUGACGAACUGUUUACGAACAUUGCUGUUUCUAUUUGUGCCCAAAUCAAUCAAUUGUUGGGAUUCAUUCAAGAUGUUGCAUGUGGAAAAAACUUGAAAAAUUUUCUCAUGGUUGUUGGAAGCUUGUGGGCUGCUGCUGUGAUAGGGAGCUGGUGCAAUUUCCUGACUCUGUUUUAUAUUGGAUUUGUUUGUGCUCACACUCUGCCGGUGCUUUAUGAGAAAUAUGAAGACCAAGUUGAUGAUCUUGUGUGCAAUCUUAUUGGGCAGCUGCAGAGUCAAUUCAGCAAGCUCGAUAAGAGUGUUCUGAGCAAAGUACCGAAGGGAAAUAUCAAGUUAAAGAAGAAUGAGUAGACUAGUCAUUCUUGCUUGCUGGUUGAUGUGAUUGUAUAGUCUGAAUGCCAUUUUCUUGUUGAAAUGAGGAUUGAACUUUCUGUUUCUGCAGUGUGAAUAUUUUUAAGAAUUCUUGUGCACGUUCAUUCUCUGUCAUAUUUUUAACUUUCAAGAUCACCCAUGCCUACCAUUGAA